Messenger RNA from Mytilinidion resinicola, 2163 nucleotides. Its product is annotated as HET-domain-containing protein. Lineage: Eukaryota; Fungi; Ascomycota; Dothideomycetes; Mytilinidiales; Mytilinidiaceae. The record is from RefSeq and is a predicted model, not a curated record. The transcript is spliced from 2 exons. Bases 305 to 2068 code for a protein of 587 amino acids.
GCUCUGGUUCUCCAGAAGGUCCCCUUUAAAUCAGCUUACAUCUAGUGUCUCUACCUAAGGCUUUGUUUGGAACCCUGUCGCUCCAUUGCCCGGUCGGUCCGCAGGAGUGAUGGCUGCAGAGACAUCCGGAGAGUUGUCGACGUAUCAAUUUGCCCUUCCAUUUCUCGGUUUGGCACUCCUUUGAAUUCGAAUCAUUCCUUCCAUUCGACAUAUCAUUUUUCACUCUAUUCCAUUAGACAUUCGCGCACUUGCAAUACUCUUCAAUCUCUCCCAAACGCGUGAUCCAGGCGGUGAUCUCUUUUCAAUGUAUCAAUCCCGGAGCGGUCUAUAUAAACCGUUGAGCGUACCAGAGAAAGAAAUUCGAUUGAUCAGACUCCGUCCCCGCUCUUUCUAUCGACCUGAACAGAUCUCGGACGAUGUCCUAAUCUGCACACUCGAACAUGCGUCUCGAAGUAAUGCUAUACAAUACACGGCUUUAUCCUACGCCUGGGGGAGCGGAAAUGAAACUCGCCCCAUACUGGUUGACGAGACUAGACAGUCUAUAGGCGCGAACUUGGAAGCAGCGUUGCGAGAGUUGUGGGAUGAUAACGAAGAAGUACUGGUCUGGGCAGACCAACUCUGCAUUAAUCAAGACGACAAGGUAGAGAAGAACCGCCAAGUAUCCCAGAUGAAGGAGAUAUACGAAGAAGCCCAGCGCGUGAUUGCUUGGCUUGGCCCAGCAGCAGACGGGAGCGAUCUAGUUAUGUUUUGGAUCAGAAAGAUGAGCAAUGCCGAGGGCUCACGUUCAGUAACAAUCGACAUCCUGAAUCACCACGAGAAACCAGAAAAUUUGGCGGCCAUGACGGAGGCCUUUGAUAAGUUCUGUCAGCGGGAUUACUGGCAGCGGCUCUGGAUUAUUCAGGAGUUUACCGUAGCGCAGCAGUUGUUUAUCGCCUGCGGAGGCGCCUUAAUCGCAUUCGACGAGCUGGUAGGGGCCUUGGACUUCCUCAAGCUCCCGAAAUGGGUCGUUGAGCAACCAGACAUGGUAAACGCUUACAAAUCAACGUCUUUGACAUUUGUUAGAGGCGUUGUAACUCGCCGGAUGCGCUACCAGCUUAGAAGCGGCCACCAAUUGGACUCACUGUUCCAAGUCGUUGUCGAGUCACUUGUCAUGGGGAUUGACUACAGCCAUCGGGAGACUUCGUAUCCUCGCGACCGUAUCUUCUCUGUGCUUGGACUUGCAGGCGAUGCCUUUUCCUUUGGAUCAUUUCCGGAUUACGCGCCGUCGACGAGCUGUGAGGACGUUUAUGAGGAGGCGGCUCGGGGAUUUCUUCGACAAGGACAUGUGGAUAUCUUCUGCUACUGCCAGUUUCCAAGGACUGAGAGGAAUAGGCGGAUGGCGACUUGGGCGCCGGACUGGCAAAUGCCGACAAGAAAACCAAAUGUAGAUGACCCUUGGUUCAGUCAAUUCAGUGCCGGGACAGCAACAAACAUCGCACCGCAAUCGAUUACUUUUCCGGACACCAAAAGCGUGGCAUUGCAAGGCAUAAUCGUCGAUGAAGUCAAGGGGUUCGGAAGUACGUGGAACCCGGACUGGCUCAGUGCUUUGGACUGUCAAGCUGCGCUCGACUACCUUACCGAGAUCACGGCGUUCUGCGAAGAUUCACCUCGGGUUAGUGUUGAUGACGUGCAGCUGGUCACAGCGCGUGUUGCUAUCAAUGAGCGUGUCGCGUACACAUCCGAAGACUGGCGGCAAUUCUAUGUGACCGGAUAUAACUCGGCCGUGGAUAGCCUCUUCGACGCAUUUCAACUCGGGAUGGAAGUGGCGGAGACGUGGUUUACUACGGGGAUGAAGUUGCUGCACUCGCGCCGGCCGUUUAUCUCGAAGACAGGUUAUAUAGGGCUUGCGCCUGAUCAUGUUGCUGAAGGAGACAUCGUAUGCGUGUUUCUAGGGGCUAAAACCCCUUACGUUCUUAGACCGACUGGACAGGGUACAUAUACGCUUGUGGGAGAGGUGUAUCUACAUGGAGCUAUGCAUGGGGAGAUCCUUGAGGGAAGUCCUGACGUCCAAAAAUUGGUUUUGAGAUAAUGUAGAGCUCGAAUUUGUACAUGAAGAAGUCCCAAAAUCUGGAGAGAACAUAUGGCGUAUAUACAAUAAUUGAAGAUCGGAGCAUGCAACCCUCA